Messenger RNA from Nothobranchius furzeri (turquoise killifish), 1908 nucleotides. Lineage: Eukaryota; Metazoa; Chordata; Actinopteri; Cyprinodontiformes; Nothobranchiidae. The record is from RefSeq and is a predicted model, not a curated record.
GUUAUUGUAGCACUAAAGCACGCUAAAACACACAUUUUCUGUUGCUCCACCUAGCUUUUAGGGAAACAUUUGAGUUUGCACACAGUUUAUUUGGUGUUGAACAGUUUGCUCGUCCCGUUAGCUUAGCCUAAGCACGGCUAUGGCUACUUCUGUCUCUGCUUCUCCGUAUCCUAUCUCUUGCUCUCUGUGUCAGAUGUUUAGUUACUCCUCUGCCUCCUUUAGUGAUAAUGGUACGUGUAAUAAAUGUAGCAUUUUUGUAGCUUUGGAGGCGAGGGUGUUGGUUUUGGAGUCCCGGCUCCGCGCUGUUGAAAAACCCGUAAACAGCCAUAGCUACUUAGCUAGCGCGGGGCUGACUACCUCAGAACAACCCCGUACCAACCCUCCAGUAGAACCCGAGCAGCCGGGACCUCAGGCCGGCUGGGUGAUGGUACGCAGGAAGCAUAGAACCCAGCCCGUGGGCCACCACCAACCCGUCCAUGUUUCUAAUAGAUUUUCCCCGCUCAGUGACGCACCCACUGACAAGCCGACUCUGAUCAUUGGUAGCUCCAUAGUCAGAAAUGUGGCAUUAGAGACUCCAGCAACCAUAGUUAAAUGUUUACCUGGGGCCAGAGCGGGCGACAUUAAAUCUUAUCUGAAACUGCUGGCUAAGGAUAAGCGUAAAUACAGUAAGAUUUUUAUUCACGCUGGCGGUAACGACACCCGGUUACGUCAAUCGGAGGUCACUAAAAUUAAUGUUUCGGUGUGUAAGUUUGCCAAAACAAUGUCGGACUCCGUAAUUUUCUCUGGCCCCCUGCCUGAUCGGACCAGUGACGACAUGUUUAGCCGCAUGCUGUCCUUCAACCGCUGGUUGUCUAGGUGGUGUCCUGAAAACAACGUGGGCUACAUUGAUAACUGGAAAACUUUUUGGGGAAAACCUGGUCUGAUGCGGAGAGACGGCAUCCAUCCCUCUUUGGAUGGUGCAGCUCUUCUUUCUAGGAACAUGGCCAGUUUUAUUAGUCCUCCAUGACAACCCAGGGUCCAGACCAGGAAGCAGAGUCGUAGUUUAACCCACCCCUCUGCAGCUUCUGUACUGUUACCCACCCACUACCCCAUAGAGACAGUGUCCUGCCUACGGCCAAAAUCACACAGAUUAAAUAUCAGGCUUAAUAAAGCCAAUCAUGGAAAUCUCAUAAAUAUUAGAACAAAUUCAACUGAGCAGAAAACUAGAAAAAUUAAAUGUGGGUUGUUGAACAUUAGAUCCGUUUUUUCUAAGACUUUGUUAGUUAAUGACUUGAUUUGUGAUAAUCAGAUCUCUCUGCUCUCUCUCACAGAAUCCUGGCUGCAGCAAGAGAACUAUGUUAGCUUAAAUUAGUCGACUCCUUCAAAUUAUUUAAAUCAUUAUAUUGCUCGAAGUACAGGGCGAGGAGGAGGAGUAGCAACCAUUUUUCAUUUGGACUUAUUAAUCAGUCCCUUACAGUCCCUUUAAUAGCUAUAGUUCGUUCGAACAUCUUAUUCUUAGUUUUCCUAAUCCAGAUUGCAAAACUGUAAAACCACUCUUGUUUGUAGUUUUAUAUCGUCCACCAGGCCCUUACUCUGAGUUUUUGGAUCAGAUCUCUGAUUUUUUAUCAGAUUUGGUGCUAAAUACUUAUAAGGUCAUUGUAGUGGGGGAUUUUAAUAUUCAUGUGGACAUUGAAAAUGAUAGCCUCAAUGUAGCCUUUAGUAAUAUCUUAGACUCAAUUGGUUUUACUCAAAGAAUACAUAGCUCCACCCACUCCUGCCAUCAUACAUUGGACCUUGUGCUGACUUAUGGCAUAGAGUGUGAGGAAAUAACAAUCUUUCCGCAUAAUCCAGUCCUCUCGGACCACUUUCUGAUAACCUUUGAGUUUUUUAUAACCGAGUUCUCGAGACAUGAAAGUAAAUUUCACUAUA